Cuscuta campestris is the source of this 1078-nucleotide messenger RNA. The record is from the annotation of a GenBank genome assembly. NCBI's taxonomy places the organism in Eukaryota, Viridiplantae, Streptophyta, Magnoliopsida, Solanales, Convolvulaceae.
ACUUACAAGGAGGCGUGUAUUGGUCGAACGUGAAGGGAAGACGGCAAAAAAACACUCUUGGAAAGAAAUGAGUUCGCCGGAGGCUGUGGAUUCCGGCAGGUUCUCCGGCCAGAAGUCGAACUUCUCUCAGACGUGCACCCUCUUUAGCCAGUACUUGAAAGAAAGAGGCUCUUUUGGUGAUCUCCAUCUCGGGACACCCAACACGACCCAGACAAUGAAUCUGCUGCCCAUGAUUGAGAAUUCGGGUCCUGGUACCAGACCUGUGACCCGGUUCACUAAUUUCGGAUCCAACUUUACCAAAGAGGAAGAAGAGAUCACCAAGAAGAUCUGUUCUAGUACUGUGGCAAAAGGAGGAGAGGCUGAGAGCUCACAAAUGACAAUAUUCUAUGGCGGUCAGGUGUUCGUCUUCAACGAUUUUCCGGCAGAAAAAGCUGAGGAAAUUAUGGUUUUGGCUAGCAGAGGAAGAACCACAAACAAUCCCAAUAUCUUUUCCUACAACAACUCAACAUUGCUGCCCUCAAAACCCGCCGAAUCUUCUUCCACAACGGUUUCUAUCACUCUUGGGAACCAGAAACCAGUUAACCCCAUUACUACAUCUGACUUGCCCAUUGCGAGGAGGCAUUCGCUUGCCAGAUUCUUAGAGAAGAGAAAAGAUCGGAUCACUUCAAAGGGACCGUACCAGAUGAUGGGCAGCAACGCCAUGAUGGUUUCUUCAUCCAAGCCAGAAGAGAGCAACAAGGCUUGGCUGGGAUUAGGAGGAGCCCAAAUUACGGUCAAAAUCGAACCCCAAUCUUAACUUCUUCUUUGUUCCUUCUUUGGGAUUUGAUGAUCAAUUACUGCAUUAUGUUUGAUGUGUAAAAACAUUAAUUAAUAGCUUAAACACCUAAUCUAUGGUUUAAAGUUACUCUCUUUGAGAUCAAAGAAACAGCAAAACAAAUCAAUGUUCAUACCGUUGCGAUCUCAACGGUGUGAUGUUAGGACAAGGAUACAGUCCCACAUUGAACAUUUAGUCUAAAAAAAGAAUUAUAUUAUAUGGAGUAUAUAAGAAUGAGAAAAAGACUAAACUAGGAUCAAACAU